GCUCAGUGUGUGAGGGACCAGGACUUCCUGGUGUAGACCAGCGCCCGAUUUUCUUUCUCUCUCUCCCCCAGCUACCAGUUGCGCCUCGGCUUGAGCGGACGCUCGCCUUUUUAUUUUGCCGGAAUGUAGACUGGCCGCCAGUUCAGUGAGGAAAUUCCAACCACGUCUUGUUGCUCAAUUUCCAGAAGAACAUCAUGAAGAUCACUUUGAAAUUCAAGUGGGUUUGGCUGGGGAAGACCUGUCUUCUGAUCAGUUUUUUAUGGAUUGCUUAUGUCAUCAUAGAACUGUCAAUCUCCACUGUUCAAAACUCUGCUGGGCAGAGCAGUCGUGAGGAGAGAAAGUACAGAACCUAUUCUAAUGUUGAAGAAGCUGAAGAUUUGUCACGCCCAGUAUAUGCAAAACCUGAUAUUGAUCUGAGCAGUCCAGGGGAGCUGGGUAAGGCUGUAAAUUUGCUGCUGAAUGCCGAUGAAAAAAAGAAAGAAGAGGAAAGUGUUGAAAGAUAUGCUAUCAAUGUUUAUAUAAGUGAUAAAAUAUCACUGCAUCGCCACAUCAAGGAUGAUCGAAUGGCUGAAUGCAGGGCAAGGACGUUCAAUUAUAGGAAACUUCCUACCACUUCUGUCAUUAUUGCAUUUUAUAAUGAGGCCUGGUCUACACUUCUCCGCACAAUUCACAGUGUUUUGGAAACAUCUCCUGCUGUUCUCCUUAAAGAACUCAUUCUCGUUGAUGACUAUAGUGAUCGAAGUAAGGAAGUUAAUUAUGUUUAA
Rhincodon typus (whale shark) is the source of this 764-nucleotide messenger RNA. Its product is annotated as polypeptide N-acetylgalactosaminyltransferase 4-like. The coding region runs from base 195 to 764 and encodes 189 amino acids. Gene Ontology annotation, cellular component: Golgi apparatus. The record is from RefSeq and is a predicted model, not a curated record. The transcript has 3 exons. Lineage: Eukaryota; Metazoa; Chordata; Chondrichthyes; Orectolobiformes; Rhincodontidae.